GCCGCGUCUGUUGUGACUCCGGCAGCCUAUCCCGAGGGUGGGGAGCUGCGGAGGAGCCGGAGCCGAGCGGUACUCCGCAGCAUCACGUGCCGGGGUGGGGGCUAUAAAUUCCCGGAGCCGGGGCUCAGGGCGGGGGACGUGAGGACCAGCCCUUUCCAGGGACCCCUUUGUUCGAAGCCCAGACGCCGACACCUCCGCGUCCCCAAGGGCUUGACCGCCUGCAUCCGCGCGGAGCCCAGGGCAGAGCUCAGAACAGGAGAGGGGAGGAGGCGCCACGGCCGGCAGGGCCCUCCAGCCACCCACCCCUCCCGACAUGUCGCGCUCCUUCUAUGUCGAUUCGCUCAUCAUCAAGGACUCCUCACGGCCCGCGCCCUCGCUGCCUGAGCCGCACCCGGGGCCAGAUUUCUUCAUCCCGCUGGGCAUGCCGUCCCCGUUGGUGAUGUCUGUGUCCGGGCCUGGCUGCCCGUCCCGCAAGAGCGGCGCGUUCUGCGUUUGCCCGCUCUGCGUCACUUCGCACCUGCAUUCCUCUCGGGGGCCGACGGGCUCGGGCGGCGGGGGCGCAGGGACCGGGAGUGCAGGGACUGGGAGUGGCGGGGUGACCGGGGGCGCCGGGGCUUUGCCCCUGCUCAAGAGUCAGUUCUCUUCGAGUCCUGGGGACGCGCAGUUUUGCCCGCGCGUGAGUCACGCGCACCAUCAUCACCACCCGCCGCAGCAUCACCAUCACCACCACCAACCCCAGCAGCCCGGCUCCGCCGCUGCAGCGGCGGCCGCAGCAGCGGCGGCGGCGGCAGCGGCGGCGGCCUUGGGGCAUCCACAGCACCACGCACCUGUCUGCGCUGCCACCACCUACAACGUGGCGGACCCGCGGAGAUUCCACUGCCUCACGAUGGGGGCCUCGGACGCCAGCCAGGUACCCAAUGGCAAGAGGAUGAGGACGGCAUUCACCAGCACGCAGCUCCUGGAGCUGGAGCGGGAAUUCUCUUCCAACAUGUACCUGUCUCGACUCCGGAGGAUCGAAAUCGCCACGUACCUGAACCUGUCGGAGAAGCAGGUGAAAAUCUGGUUUCAAAACCGCCGGGUAAAACAUAAGAAGGAAGGGAAGGGCACUCAGAGGAACAGUCACGCGGGCUGCAAGUGCGUCGGCAGCCAGGCGCACUACGCGCGCUCUGAGGAUGAGGACUCCUUGUCGCCGGCCUCUGCCAAUGAUGACAAGGAGAUUUUCCCCUUAUGAGGGAGGGAAGCCCCCCCUCCAUCACAUGCUGUCGGGAGCCCCCAGGACAUCAACACGGAGGGCACCCAGGGGCCAAAAUCCUCGCCCAUUCUGGGGUCUCAUCUGGAGAAAGACGGAGCCGAGUGUUCCCAGAGCAUACAUGCCAGACCUGACCCUUCACUUUUCCUUCUUGACCUAUUUGUUUAGGGUUCCACUGUCAGUAAUAGAUCGGGUGUUUUAUUUUUUUUAACUGUAAAUAAUCUAGAUUCAACUCAGUCUUGUCAUAUAACAGAAAGCACAGCGUUAGUUUAACACUGUAUUUUUUAAAGUGCGUAUCA
This is a messenger RNA of Rhinolophus ferrumequinum (greater horseshoe bat), 1548 nucleotides long. It is a transcript of the gene GSX2, whose product is annotated as GS homeobox 2. The transcript has 2 exons. Gene Ontology annotation, biological process: regulation of DNA-templated transcription. Gene Ontology annotation, molecular function: sequence-specific double-stranded DNA binding; DNA-binding transcription factor activity, RNA polymerase II-specific. Gene Ontology annotation, cellular component: nucleus. The record is from RefSeq and is a predicted model, not a curated record. The coding region runs from base 314 to 1231 and encodes 305 amino acids. Lineage: Eukaryota; Metazoa; Chordata; Mammalia; Chiroptera; Rhinolophidae.